GCUACCCGGGGAGUCGGUCGGGAGGGAUGUCUUACAGAGUGAGUGUCGUCAAACGUUUUUUAACUUUUUAACACCCGAUUUUGGACUGGGAUGGCGACGCUUUCGGAGAGACAGAUAUCAACACUAGUAACACAUAGAGAGCGAGGAGGGAUAUGUUCGGAACGGAGUGUCAGAGCCGUGGCGCGUGUCGGACAAGCCGUCAACCUGGCGGUCGAGAGGUUUGUUACCAUCGGGGAGACCAUCGCCGACGACAACCCGGAGAUCAAGACGGAAAUGUAUCAAGCAUGCAAAGAGGCCCGGGCAGCAGGUACAGCAAUAGAGAAGCUGUGCGAGGCAGUGUUGGAGGACUCUCUGACAGACCGCGGUGCUGUGGUUCGUGCUGCGAGGUGUUUGCUAUCGUCUGUCACGAGAGUCCUGUUACUGGCUGACAUUGUCGUCGUCAAGCAGCUUCUCCUAGCUAAAGACAAGGUUGCAAGAAGUUUAGGAAGAUUAGAAAACGUAUCAAAUUUCACAGAAUUUGUGAAAGCCUUUAGCCAAUUUGGAGCUGAAAUGGUAGAACUAGCUCAUCUCACCGGGAACAGACAGAACGACAUGAAGGAUGAAAGAAGAAGAGCCCAGAUGGCAGCGGCUCGACAGGUCCUGGACCGGUCCACAAUGUUGCUUCUCACAUCUUCCAAGGCAUGUCUUAGGCACCCAGAUAGUUCAUCGUCGCGUGAGAACAGAGACACGGUGUUUUGUCAGAUGCGGCGUGCGAUGGACCUAAUACACUACGUAGUGAAGGACGGGGUACUGGACGGAGGUGAGGGGCUCGGGGACGAGAGUGAAGAGGACUGGGAUGGAGGCAAGACCGUCACCUCCGCCAUGAGACACUUUGAGUCCACGGCUGAGAUGACCAGGUUGACCCUGCUGACUCCUGCCACCAAGGAGAUGCUAAGCUCAGCAGUUGAUACCAUCGUAGAGCGAACACAGGACUUCACAGAUUCUGCGUACACAAGUCACGAACACAGAGAGAACAUUCUCCUACUUUGUGACAGAGUCAAGAUGGAGCUUCAACAGCUGUUGCGUCUGGGUGACACUUUGGACCAGCCAGACAGUUAUUCUCCCACAAGAGAGAUGGAGUCAGCCGUACUAAGUUGUCUAGAGUCAACGAGAGAUCUGCGUACGCAACUGCAGGCGACGGCGCGAGAACAGAGCGCAGACAUUGAGCGGCUCACACGCUCCAGCACAGACUUGGUACACACUCUGCGCAACACAGCGCUAUCUGCGGACCAAGACAGGCUGGAGGAGGGUGGCGACAGGUUCAACGAGAUGGUCGACCAUAUACUGGAAGUAUGUAAGAUAAUGAGACAUAUGGCUACCUCAGAAAGUUUGCAAGUGUCUGCUAGAUAUACUGAGAUCAACUUGAGGAUAUACGGACCUCAAGUAGUGACUGCAUCUCUCACCCUCAGCCAACAUCCCACGUCCAAGAUAGCCAAGGAGAACCUAGAAGUUUUUGCAGACAUGUGGCAGGCCCUGAUGACAGAUGUAGUCAAUGUGUGUAAAGAUGUCAUUGACAGUUUGAGACAACCUGAGAAACAGACCUACAUGUCUCUCCCAAGACCAGGGAAGCAUGGAACGACCAGCAAGCCUUUAAAACAUGUUAGAUUGGAUGUGGAUGAACAAGAGAAGAUCGCCAAGACGGGGCUGGAGAUGAAACUUGCGACAUCGGAGAUGGAGGCGGAGACGGAGCGAUGGCAAGAAGGUGGAACCGGGGGGGCGAACAUGGACGAGAACAAUGACAUAGUGAAGCGAGCCCGUAACAUGUCUCGGAUGGCGUUCAGUAUGUAUCAGUUCACCAAGGGUGACGGACCGCUCAAGACCACGCAGGAUCUGUUUACGCAAGCAGAGUACUUUGCGGAAGAGGCUAACCGACUGUACAAAGUCGUGCGACAGUUCUCAUACCAGGUGCCUUUAGGAUCUCAUAAAAAAGAACUCCUAGAACAGUUGGACAGAGUGCCCACCUAUGUUCAACAGCUGCAAUUUACUGUUAAGAACCCUACUGUUGGCAAAGCUGCAACUUUCACUAAAGUGGAUAGUGUGAUUCACGAAACCAAAAACCUCAUGAGCGUUAUUUCUAAAGUGGUCACAACGUGCUUUGUCUGUGCUACCAAGUAUAACCUGGAUUUCCGAGGGCUGUCGACACGUGGCUUUGGCGGUGGCAGUAUGAGAGACGAUGAAGGGUCGGGAUCAGGCGCCGGUGGAGAGGGGGGCAAACUUGGGGGAGGAUCAGGCACGGACUCGAACAUAUGACAGUUCGGGAUGGCUCGAAGAGGCAAGGGGGACGCCCGACGGACUCGGGUGUCCUUCCUACUCUUCUGAGCCAGUUGCCCCCCACCUGCACCUGAACCACACCCGAACUGUCCAUCCACCAUGGUUAUGUGCUCUGUAUAACUCUAGUUCUAUGCUUAGGAUUACUAAGUAUUGUUGCUGAUAUUUUCUAUGACUUAAAACAGUUUUUAAGUUUAGGGAUCUGGAAUCUGAUCCCGUCUUUGGAUUCAUUAGAAACUAUUGCUAAAAGCUUUUUAUCUUUAAGUAGCUCAACCAAGGGCUUGUCUACAAUUAUAUACAUUGAACAAUAGCAGAUUCUUUCAACUACAAAACUUCCUGAUCAGUUGUCUUGGUUUUUUUUUAUUUGAUGUAAUGGAACUGGAACCUAUAUGACCCCUCUGUUUAAUCCAUCACCAUCUCUUAUCCAAACACAAUUAAAAUUACCAAUAUAAGUAUUUAGUAAAAAAUUUGUUUAUAGAACCAGUUUAAAACUGAUAAACAAAUGAUGUAGAAAGUGAAGUUGUGGAACACUAUUGCUUUACCCCUCUAAUCGAGUCCAGGGAAAGACCCAUUCAAGGGGAUAUUGGGAGCUGUUUUGCAAUCAUUUAACUGUUUCUCAAGGAAUAAUUAACCAAAAAUACAUAAUCUUCAGUUUUGUAACAAAUUCCCAAUCGCUAAUUUAUUCUUUUAUAACAAUUAAUGUAGUGUAUCCAUAAAAACAAAAUAUUUCUGUUAUAAAUCAUACUUGAUUAACGUAAUAAAUAAACCAUUAGGACAGAAAGGUAUGCACUUUAUUAGACAUCAGAUAGUAAUUUUAGAAUCAUUAUCAGAAAAGUAAAAAAUCUAAAUAGGACCACAGAAUAGAUUAUUGUAAAACACUCUGUUAGUUAUUUUGCAGACUUAUACAGAUCACAUAACCAUUUGUGUGAAACAAAACUUAAUAGAUUUUUAACAUAGAACACAACAAGUUCCUAUGUGGUUUACAAUACUGAAUCAUUUAGCUGGCCUUUGUUCUCAGUGUCGUAGGUAAUGCUUUAGACAAUAAACGUAACCAUCAACUACAAUGUAGGACAGUUUUGUUUCUCUGGAUGGAUGGUUUUUGACUUUAUAGUUUACCUGGUUGUGAAAGCAGCAUUGCACUGAGCAAUGUGAUGGAAUUACUUAGUCCGGAUUGGUAUCUCUACAAUUAAAAUACAAACCAUAGCUGCUUAAAGGCUGCUAGUAAAGCAAUGGUAACAAAGAAGUACAUAUUUCCAAGAGUUCCCAUACAAACUAAUAUCAGAAAAACUAUAUUUUGUGAUUCCUUCCCAGCUUAAAAGAUUGUAGUCUGCUGUAGCUAACAUAAAUUGUCAUCUAAUUUAGUAUUGGAGAAAUUUUACUUAAAAUUUUAUUCAGUGAGAAAAGACAUUUUGUGCUUUAACUUGCCUUAGUGCAGUAAGUUUAGCUUUACCAACUUAUUUAAUUCACAUUGUGUCAAUCAGGAUGUGGUGUGGGGGGAAGACGGAAGGCUCCCAAUAACACUGAGAGUCACACCACUUGCAAGUAGAUCCAACGGCAAUAAAUUGUUGAGAUGAAUGUACAAAAUAACAAACGUGACGGUGACAUGUGGGUGUGUGUAUCGAAAUCGCCACUCUAAUUGACACAGUCUAAAUGUAUUGCGAGACUACAGUUUUUACAAACAAUCAAUAUCUUACAUCAUACACCAAGUUUCAAAGCAUUGUUGAGAUAGCCAAGUCUGAGUGCCAUGCUGUCUUCACAACUCCGCAGCUUCUACGAUAUCCAAGUCAAACUCGGUGGCCAGUCAAAGCCUGUGACCUAAACUUCCCGGGUUGACACACCGCUCGACUUCCAUUCUAGGCUUGCAAAGUACAAACGUCAUUGUCAUUGUCGGUUACUAUUCGUGUGGUGUGUCACUGAAAUGUAUUAGUGUUUUUUCAUUGUUUUUAAAUCAGAGUGUACUGUUUUGAUCGUCUACGGUGUUCCGUAUGUUUGUUUUGCUACCAGCUACCAGGGAUUACUAUUGUCUAGACUAGACGAGCAUGAGUAAUCUGCCUUUUCGUAUAAAUGUGUCGUACACGAUAAUAAUAGUUAGGUUUUUAAUAAGGUUUUGUAUAUAUGUACAAGGAUGAAUGGUAAAUGUUAAAGCUCGGUGCACAAGUUACUGCGCACACAGCGAGAUCGGUCUGUAGCACAGAGCUUCAAACAAGACUUGAUCAUUUUGACAAAUCUUAGAAUUACUAGAGUUUGUUAUUCAUGGUUUCAAUAUGUAUUCCAAAAGCAAACGUUUAACUGACAUUGUUAGCCAUUACCUAGAAAUGAAAAAAUACUACUGGUUGUAGCAAAUUAUUAACAUGUUAUUUAUUGUUAUAAGCAUUUUUGUGAGUCUGAAUAACUAUUUUUUUAUCAGUGGGAGGAGAACAUGUGGCAUUGUAUUGUUGGAGUUAAAAAAUGUAUUAUAUUAUCAGUAUAUUAUUAUAGUCUCAAUAGAUCUUAUUGAAUGGGUGUUGUUUAUAUAAAAUUUUGUUUAUUUUUACAUACAUUGAAUCAUCUAAUAUAAUGUUAUCUCUCUAGGAGAUAACUAUAUAAAAUUUUUUCAAUCUUUACUAAUAGACCUACAAUUUUUAUCUUCUAAAUAGAUCAAUGUAAAAACACAAAAAAUAAGAAGUGGUAUUCAGUGUUUGUUUUUCAUGUGAAGUACAUGUUUGAUUUUAGGGUCUUGUAUAUAGGUAAAGCAGGGCAAAGGUAGGUAAGUUUUAUUUUGUUGAUGAGGAACUGGAACUUAUGUUGUUCAUCGAGGUUAAAAAAACAUAAUAAUAAAUCAAAUAAACAGUUCAUUUAAUCUACUAUAAAUACUACUAGUAAUCAAUGUUUAACAUUUAUUUUUCUGACAAAAGCCAAUGAGAUUACUAAGCAGUUGAAAGCUCUAGAAGAGUUAUUUUUUUUAUUUUAGUGGACUGCAAUGUGUUAAAUAGUUUCCACAGUACGUUUUGAGUAAUUGUAGCCUACACAUAACAACUACAACAUUAAACAGUCGACUGACUCAGAUUGCAUCGCAAAAUAGUUCUAAAAUUGUUUAGAGUUAUCGGAUCGCAAAUUAGUUUGCUUUUGAAAAUUAGUGUGUUAAUUUUAAAUAUAUCAUAGACGCGUAAUUUUUAUGUCAUCAAGAUAUUUUAUUAAAGUGUUUACAAUCAAUUGUGAUUCAAUGACAUAUAUUUUUAUUAGAUGUUUUCUAUUAAAUCGAUAUUUUAUGUCACAAACCUAAGAAAAGACGAUUAGUCGUAGUUAGUCAAUCAAUCACCGUAGAUAUUCACUUGUUAUCGUAUCUCGUCACGUUUGUACCCGUUAGACAAUCCACAUUUGCAUUUUGCUACUCAAAAUGUCGUGAGUCGCUGUUUUGCUUUUGGAAAAUGGUUUAACUUUGAAAUGUGUUACUGGAUUCUUUCAGGUGUUUUUUACGUAGGUAGAUUUUGUAUCACUAGCAAGACCUGUUUUUGAAAGUAGAUUACCCAGAUAUCUGUGAUAUGCGACAGCAUCAGAAAUCCCCCUUCCCACCCUUAGUGCCAACCCCCGUGGAAGUGGAUGUAUGCAGUAUGUCGUCUGUUUGCUGGUUGUUGUACAAACUAAUCUGUCGGGGCGUGCAGUCUCGGCCACCUAAGACUGUGCUUCCAAACAAUGACGUAAAGAUCCCAUUAAAUUUAAUACGAUUAGUUGCUUGGCCAAUUGCAAUUUACUGUACAGUAUUUAAAAUCAAGUAGUAUUUUUUCAAUGUUUUAAUAAAAUCCAUUAUUUUGUCACUUGAACAGAGCAAACUGUUGGUUUUUACUCUUCAAGCAUUUGCCGAUGACUUCACGCUCCCCAUGCUAAGCUAUUUAAGAUGUAAUUUUGUGCUUGUUCGAUAAGCGAUCACUACAUCUGUUUUAUGAAAUGUAAACUAAAUUCUCUGUGUAUUUCUUGUUGUUGCAAUGUUUCAUUCAGUUUGGUUGUUUUUACUCCUAGUACAUGUGAUGAAACGCAGGGUGUUUAGGUACAAUCAAUUGAUAACCUCCCGUUUUUUACUCUCAUUGUUGUAACCUACCGGACAUUGUAACGGAGUUACGUUGUUGUUACCUGUUAGUUAUAACGCGGCCACGUUUUUCCACGUAACCGCGUUGCACUGGUUGUCAUUGUUGUGUGCAAAUGUUUUGUUAGAACUUAACUAUUGUAUAUCUUUUAUUUUGAUUAUCAUUUUAAAGAAACACCAAUGAAUAUAGCUAUUUGACAUUGACUAGUUCCUUGUUUACAAGUUAAGAUCGUUUAAUCACUGUUAGACUCGUUGUUUGAUGGCAACUAAUCUUAAGAUGUUCUUGAAUAAGCAAACUACGCCAUAAUUAUGUUUGUUUUCAGUUGUGAACUUAAGGGGAAAUUCAAUAAUGUUGAUUUCAUAAUUGUCUUCCAUUUUAGAGUGUAAUUUAGAGUAUUGAUUAUGUUUGUUACAAUUUAUUUCAUUAAUGCUCCAUUUAUGUGAAGAUUUUUUUAUCAAUUGUAUCUUUGAAACUGAACAGUCUACUGUGUCAAACCUAUGAGUUAUGGGUUUAGGUGUUCCAGAGGUUAAUAGCUGAUCAUAGAAUAACUAAACCAUGUAAAAUAUCUUCGCAGUUAGUUUAUAAAAUCAUCAAUGUAAACACAUUAAUUGUGUUCACUUUUCCCUCUACAAAUAUCUUACACGCUGUUAAAUAUUUAAACUUAUAAAAUGUUGAUUAUUUUAAACAUAUUCCUAACACCAGCAGAUCUUAGUCAGAAUAAAUAAUCACUUAAAACCCUGCGAAGAUAUUUAAAAUAUACACCCAAUCUGCCGAAGUAAACUAAACUAGUUUAUAAUAAUCUGUAUUGUUACAAUCCGUAAGUGUAAUACUACUGAAUUUGAGCUCUAAUUGUAAUUGUGAUAAAUUAAGGUUAGUUUGUAGCUAAACACAUUCUAAACUAGUCCAAUCGUAGAUAGACUCGAGUCUCAGUCCCCUUAAGUUUCACAAAGUUGUAUUGUGAAGACAUAUCAUUUUUAUGCUGUUGUCGUUUUUUGUUGGAGUGGAAAUUCGUAGCCUGUUCUAUUUUAUAAAUGUACGUUAUUUAUUAUAAUAAUUAUUUAAAAAAGCUAGACAGGGCAAUAAAGACAUAUUUUGAUUAGGUUA
Messenger RNA from Macrosteles quadrilineatus (aster leafhopper), 7472 nucleotides. It is a transcript of the gene alpha-Catr, whose product is annotated as alpha-catulin. NCBI's taxonomy places the organism in Eukaryota, Metazoa, Arthropoda, Insecta, Hemiptera, Cicadellidae. Gene Ontology annotation, molecular function: cadherin binding; actin filament binding. Bases 91 to 2289 code for a protein of 732 amino acids. The record is from RefSeq and is a predicted model, not a curated record. Gene Ontology annotation, biological process: Rho protein signal transduction; cell adhesion. The transcript is spliced from 13 exons.